AUGAUAUCUAUGCCAUUAACCGUAUCAAUUGAUGAUACUCGAACAAUUGAAUCGCCAAAUAGUGAUGAAAAAUUUACUGUUUAUCAAAUAACUGUUCGUGGUGGUUUAAAUCAUACAUCUCAUACAAUUGAUCGUCGUUAUCGUGAAUUCGAAGCAUUAAAUACACGUCUAUCUACAAAUAUAUCAGUUCCACAUUUACCACGUAAAGUUUUAUUACAUCGACGUAGUGCAAAAUUAAUUGAACAACGACGACAGCUACUUGAAAUCUAUUUAAAUGAAUUAUUACGACGAUGUCAACAACAAUCAAUAAUGCCUGAUGAAUUAGCACGUUUUAUACAAAUUCCACCUUAUGAUAAUGAAAAUCAUUUGAGUCGAAAAGAUCACCAGCAACAAUUAGAAGAACAAUUUAUGAAUAAUGAUCAGGAUGAGGAUGAAAUGAAAUAUGUACUUGAACAUGCACCAUGUAUUUCUAUAGGAGAUUAUUGUCCAUGGAAUAAUGAUAAUCGAGAAAUUCUUGCUGAUUCUGUUCUUUCUGGUAUAAUGCAUUCAAUGUAUGAUAUGUAA
Messenger RNA from Adineta steineri, 564 nucleotides. The record is from the annotation of a GenBank genome assembly. Lineage: Eukaryota; Metazoa; Rotifera; Eurotatoria; Adinetida; Adinetidae.